UGGAUUUACAAUUCACAGUGACGUUACUGCAAGGGCGGUGCCUAGGUCAUGGGGCGUGGUCUUGUCUGUGACGGCACUGGGAAAGGCGGGGCUUAUCAUUGACGUUGAGGAUAGGGCGUGGUCUGAUGGGUGACGCCAGGAGAAAGGGCGGGUCUUGGUCUUUGGGGUGGUGACGCGUCCUGCGUGGUUAUUGAAGGCGGGGGUUUUGAACGAUGGAGUUUUACGCGGUGCGCUCACUGGUGGAGCCGCCUGGCAGGUUGCUGAGGGAACCCGGCGGCUCCGUCUUUCGCUGCCGCCUGGAGCUCCCUCUGCCCAAGUACUUGGUUGUUUUUGGCCUUGGGAACUGGGACACGUACACCGAGGAUACUUCCUUCUCAGUCGAGGUGUCAGUGGGUCCUGAACUCAAACCCCGGAGGAUUGGAGUGCUUUCAUCAGCUGUCAGGUGCCUAGUGUGGCAGGGUGACUGGCCGAGUGAGCUAACAGACGUGGCCCGUGCGCAGGGGGAGCGAUCGGGAUGGCCUGCACUGUGUGUGGUCCUCGGUGCACAGAUGUCGAGGACCCACUUCUUGAGCAGCACUCCAGUGUGCCGUGCCCAGUCUCACCAGGUUCUGGAUACCGUCCCGGCUGACCUGAUGGGUGAUGUCUCUUUGCUUUCCCCAGGCUUCCUUCCUAUCGCUGGUGUGGCCACUGCCAGGCAGGGCAAGAGCCUGGAUCGGGAGGUACCAAAGACCAAUGGGAAGGCUUGGUGCCCUGCAGGGCCUUUCUGCACUCCAACGAGGGCUGUGGGUUCUUCUAACAGCAGCAUACGCCAUCAGGAGGAGGAGGAGGAAGAAGAGGAGACAGGGUGUGAAUCAGAUGUGAAGAGGCUACAGACUUGCCCCAGCCCUCGCUGGGAUCACGCCUUGUGCCUCAGUGACCCAAACACAGCCAUUCUCAUUGGUGGAGAGGGACCUCAGAAUCGCUGCAGUAAGGAUGGCCUGUGGAGACUAGAGAUUGAUAAUGGUGACAUCUUCUGGUUUCCCCUGGAAACAACCUCAACACUAACCAUCCCCGUCCCACAAAGUGUGUGUGGGCACUCAGCCACCUAUGACCCUGAUGCCAACCGUAUUUACAUAUUUGGAGGGAAGAAUGAUGCUAAAUGUUUCAACAAUGUCUACAUCCUGGACACCUUGACCUGGAAAUGGUCCUUCAUGGUUGGAAAGGGGAAGGUGCCAUCCCUGGCCUAUCACAGUGCCGUUGUCUUCCAGCGGGAGCUCUUCAUCUUUGGUGGCCUCCUCUUCCGGUCCCCCCAGGGGGGACAGGUCUACAGCAACACCCUCUACAUCUUCAAUCCUGAGCAUGAGAUCUGGUACCAGCCCAUCGUGGUGGGGGAGAGGCCACUUCCUCGCUGUGGUCACUCUGCCACGCUCCUGAGAGAUAAACUGAUCAUUUUCGGUGGAAACCGGAGCUGCGUGUUCCUGAACGACCUGCACGUACUGGAUCUGGGUUUCAUGGAGUAUGUGAACGUACAAAUCCCAGGUCCUCCUCCUCCACGAUGUCGCCACGCUGCUGUGCCUGUGAAUGAGAACAAGAUUCUGAUAAGCGGUGGAUACAAUCUGACUGGGGCCCUGCACGACGCGUUUAUCUUCAACCUAGACACCUACAACUGGAGCAGUCUGAAUCACCAUCCUCUGUCCUCUGUGCCAAGAGCAGGUCAUAGCCUAGUGUACCUGAGCUCAAGCCAGGGCAGCACAGGGACCUGCCUCAAACUCCUGGUCUUUGGAGGUUCCGACAGCGCUGGACAGUUCUACAAUGACACCCUUCAGGUCACUGUGGAGCUGGGUGAGGACCGCUCAGAAAAGCCCCAUACAUGAGAUUAUCCACGUGUGCCAGGUGAAGGUGGCCUGACCAGUAAAUAAUUAAACUGUAUCGCUGGGACCUUGUCUCCUUGUGUUAAUGACAGAGGUAAACAAUCUGAAUAACUAAUCAGGACUGUGUGGUCACAGCCUUUUACCCUCUGGGUUCUGGCGUAUUCUCUGGGGUGUAGGAGAAUGAAGGGAGAUGUGAUAAAUGUAUAUGGUUAAUUAGCCAUUGUAAACUGUCCUGUGAUUAGACUAGGGUCAAAUCAGUUGCUGGGCUGGAAGAGCCUAUUCUGCACUGCAUUUCAGUAAAAAGAUAGAAAGAUAAGAGUAUUGGGUAUGGGAGUUGGGAUGUUACGGUGAAGCUGUAUAAAACGUUUCUGAGGCCGAAUUUGGAGUAUCAUGCAGUUCAGGUCACCUACCUACAGGAAAAAUACCAACGUGAUGAAAGUGCAGAGAAAAUUUACAAGCAUGUUGCCUUGACUUGAGGAUUUGAGUUGCAGGGAAAAGAUGAACAGGUUAGUACUUUAUUCCCUGGAACUUUGGAGAAUGAGGGAAGAUUUAAUAGAAGAAUAUGAAAUUAUGAGGGGUUUAGAUAGGGUAAAUGCAAGCAGGCCUUUUCCACUGAUUUUGGGUGAGACUAGAACAAGAGGUCAUGGAUUGAGAGUGAAAGGUGAAAUGUUUAAGGGGAACUUCAUUCGCUGGUGAGAAUGUAGAACAAGCUGCCGUGGGUUAGAUAUUAAACAGUUGGGAGAAGUACAUGGAGGGCUGUAUUCUGGGUGUGGGUCAAUGAGACCUGACAGAAUAACAGUCUGGCAUGGACCAACUGGUCCAGAGUGCCUAGUUCUGUGCUCUAUGACUCUAUUUUGACAGUGUAGGGUUUGUGAAACUUGUUCAUGGUUUAGAGUUCUCUUUUGAAGUGAAUUGUAAGAAAACUAACAGAAUGACUUUUAGAGAAAGAGUUCUAGGAUUCCUCAUUAGACGAAGGCUGUGGAAGCUUUAGAAAGGCUGUAGAGAUUUACCAGGAUGCUGUUUGGAUUAGAGUGCAUGUAUUAAGAAGAUAGGUUGAGUAAGUUAGGGUUUUUCUCUUUGGAGAGGAGGAGAAUGAUGACUUGGUGGAGGUGUACAAAAUGAUAAGAUGCAUAGAGUGGACAACUAUAGACUGUGGUGGAAAUGGCUAACAAACGGCUAUAAUUUUAAGGUGAUUUAUUGAACUUUUAACCUACUCCACACAUACCCCUCCGUUUUCUUUCAUCCAUGUGCCAUUCUAAUAGUCUCUUAAAUGUCCUAAUGUAGCUGCC
Molecule: messenger RNA, 3139 nt
Organism: Mobula hypostoma (lesser devil ray)
Lineage: Eukaryota; Metazoa; Chordata; Chondrichthyes; Myliobatiformes; Myliobatidae
Exons: 13
Coding region: 213-1853 (546 amino acids)
Molecular function (GO): protein binding
Source: RefSeq, a predicted model, not a curated record